AUGGCCAACCUGACAGCAGUAACUGCCUUCCUCCUCCGGGGCUUCUCGGCUGUCCCUGAGUUACAGCUGCUCAGCACGGCCACCUUCCUCCUCAUUUACCUGGCCACUGUUCUGGGAAACAUCACCAUUGUGGCGGCCGUGACACACGAUGCCCGCCUGCACACGCCCAUGUACUUCUUCCUCAAACACCUUUCCUUGGUGGAUAUCUGCUCUGUGUCCACCACCUUGCCCCGGGCCCUGGUGGCCACCAUGCUGGGCUCCAGGGAGAUUUCCUUGUGUGCAUGUGCAUCCCAGCUCUUUGCCUUUGUCUGCCUUGGGUCCACGGAGUGUUUUCUCAUCACCUCCAUGGCUUUCGAUCGAUGUCUGGCCAUCUACAAGCCCCUAGUUUACACAGCAAUCAUGAGACCCCAGACCUGUAUCUCCCUGGUGGCAGUGGCCUGGGGCAGCGGGCUCCUUUUCUCUGCCUUCCACACAGCCAACACCUUCUCCCUGCCUUUUUGUGGCCCCAACGUGAUUGAGCACUUCUGCGACAUCCCCCCACUUAUGCGCCUGGCCUGUGCCAACGCGGAUGCCCACGAGGCGGCAGGGUCCACAGCCAGUGGCUGCAUCAUCAUGAGCUGCUUUGCCCUCACUGUUCUGUCCUAUGUCCGCAUUGUGGCCACCGUGUUUCAGAUCCAUUCCACGGCUGGCCGCUGGAAGGUCUUCUCCACAUGCUCUUCCCACCUGGCCACCGUUCUCCUGUUUUACGGCACCGGUAGCUCUGCCUACAUGCAGCCCGCCGCCAGCUACUCCCCAAUGCAAGGGCGUGUAGCUGCUGUCUUCUACUCUGUCCUCACACCCACCCUGAAUCCACUAAUCUACAGCCUGAGGAACAAGGACAUGAAGGGAGCCCUGAAGAAGCUUUAUCUUCAGGUACCCUUUUAG
This is a messenger RNA of Acinonyx jubatus (cheetah), 924 nucleotides long. RefSeq names its product olfactory receptor 10C1-like. Gene Ontology annotation, molecular function: G protein-coupled receptor activity; olfactory receptor activity. Gene Ontology annotation, cellular component: membrane. The transcript has a single exon. Lineage: Eukaryota; Metazoa; Chordata; Mammalia; Carnivora; Felidae. The record is from RefSeq and is a predicted model, not a curated record. Gene Ontology annotation, biological process: G protein-coupled receptor signaling pathway. Bases 1 to 924 code for a protein of 307 amino acids.